CGACCGAGGGAGGCUUGACCACAGCACCCGUAACCUUGUCUGAUGUGAUCAUUAACCUUUCUGGAAAACGCAGCUGGCAGUUGUCGGAGGCUCGUCAGUAGAAUGUGAGGAGAGCCGCACGGAUACGGCGCCGACUCUUCCAAGACUGGUUUGCAUUGAGAGCCGUUGCUCUACUUGAGGGUGACAGAAACAUGAGAUUGCAACAGUUCCUUCUUGCGUUUCUGCUUUUCGCGAUGAGUCUUCUUCUUAUCAACGGACAGAGACCAGCUAAUUUGGCAAUGAGAAGAAAAUCACACAGACACAGCUGCCUUCAGAGGAGAUGUAUGCCUCUCCAUUCACGGGUGCCCUUCCCCUGAGACCUUCUCUAGAUAACCUUAUACCUGGUCUGCCGGAAGAGGAGUGAAGGAAAGAUACCCACCCACACCAUAGCGUGAUUGCUUAGAAGUUCCUGUACAAAAAGGAAUCAUUUGAAAGCACCUGGGAUGGUUUAUUAGUUUUACAGGAUUCUCUUCUUCCUGGUUUCUUUUUAGAGGGGAAAAUAACAAAUUCAAAAGCAAUUCCAGUCUGAAGCACAAUUAUUUGCUUGCAUAACAAAAAUCUCUCAUCUUUCUCUGCACAUUACUAUUCUUAGAGAAGUUAAAAAGAAGAAUACUUUUUAAUGUCUUAGAACUCUCUAAUAAUAAUACAAGAAUUAAAAUUUUUCUCUCAUAGUUCUAUAAUUCUCCAAAAAUAUUAAAAUAAGUAUAUGUUUGAGUGAUAUUUUUUUCCCCCAAAAAAUGCUAAAUCUCUAAUCAAAUGCUUUGACCAUUUGACUUUACAGACUAGGGAUACAUUAAUUGGUUCAUUUAUUAUUUAUAUGGAGAGACUAAGAAAGAAGCUAUUACUUGCUACCAAUGUUAUAUUAUAGGCUUUAAUGUUUAUGAAGGUAUUUUUUUAUUUUGAAUAAUAUCCAUAAAGUCAUAAAAGAAAGUUUGAAAUACUAACUAAAAUGUUCAUUUCUGAAUCUCUCUCAUCAUGUAAUUAUAAGAAGCCAUUGUUUUUUUGCCAAUGUUUUAUUUCCUUCUCAAUUUGUUAAAUACACUCUUAAUUUGUAUUUAUUAAAAGACAGUUCGCUCAGUGCCAUAAAGAUUUUAUUUCACUGUAAGUUAAUUCCAUGUAUGAAAUUUACAAAUUCUUUUCUUGGUUAGAAAUUUUGCCUUGUAAACCUUACAGAGUGGAAGAAACCAUAAACUAUUAACCCUUCUUUUGGUAAAAUAAAAGGUUGGGAUUGGUAUACUAUAAAGAAUUUGAGAGAGAAAUUCUGAAAUCACAGAGUUUGUCUCCCUUUUAUAGUUCAUUCAUGGUGUCUUUUGGGAUGGAAGGUGUUUCUAUAAAGCACUGUAGUUAACUUUAAACACAAAGGAUGUUUUAUGAAAUGUGCUACCUCAUUUAAAUUGGGUACUUUGGGGAAAUUCUAAAUAAUUUUCUGGAUAAAUUGUAAUUCCUUUACACAAGUGCAUUUCAGUAGAAACAGAAGCUAUUAUCAGUUAUAUUUAUGUUUACAACAUAUACUUGUUUAUAUAUCUUUUACCAAAAAAAGAAAAACAAUACUUUAUAUAGUUCAGGUACAUCUCAUUGAAUACAAACCAACACUUACUCAAGUACCGACUCACAUUCACAAAGUUAAAAACCAGCCAUACUAUUGUAAGGUAAUUAAAUGGUUGAUUUCUGCUCAUACAACUGCAAUAAGUUUUCAAUAAACAUUCGAGUGUCUAGUUGUCCUUAUUUUGUAUAAGAAGUGUUCAGAGUAUUGAGCACAGCAUGGUAGAAAUGCUUCUGAGACUUGUCUUUUCUUCUUUCCUUUUUUUUUUUUGUUUUUUGUUUUUAAUUGAGGCAUUUAAGACUAUACAUCCUUGAUACAUACCCCACCACUGCAGAUUUUUUACUUAAUUCAGGAUUAUCAGAGUAAGGGCAAAGAUUCUCUCAAAAUCUGUAAAAACUCAACAGCCAGUCACAUGUGUGCUGAAAGUGGCAUACCAGAACAAAUCCAUGACAGUGGAGCCAAAUGUAUUCACUGAUGAGGCGGAGGGGGAGACCAGAGGAGUGUCAGAUAUGUGUGCUUUAAAUUUAACUAUCCCUAUGAAUUGGUAUUUUAUU
This is a messenger RNA of Ailuropoda melanoleuca (giant panda), 2136 nucleotides long. It is a transcript of the gene APELA, whose product is annotated as apelin receptor early endogenous ligand. Lineage: Eukaryota; Metazoa; Chordata; Mammalia; Carnivora; Ursidae. The record is from RefSeq and is a predicted model, not a curated record. The coding region runs from base 192 to 356 and encodes 54 amino acids. The transcript has 3 exons. Gene Ontology annotation, biological process: heart development; apelin receptor signaling pathway. Gene Ontology annotation, molecular function: apelin receptor binding.